AGUUCUCCCUUUCUGGUUUUCUCUCUUCGCUGGUUACCUCAGUUUUCUAUUGACUUUCAUCUCGACAUCAUUCCUUCUACACCACCAGCAAAAAGAUCUGAUGGACACAGAACAAAAAAAACAAACACUUGACCUAAAAAAUUAAGGACAAAACGCUAAUUGCCUUCUUCUGUCACUGGAGUAAAACAACUCAUGUAACCGACAUUACAAAUAUGAAUAUUAGCAUCAAAUAAGAGUCCAUCAACAAUACAGAAGAUCUCCCAAGUGGAAUUAACAAAGGGCCGCUGUCUAUCAGAGGAUAUUUCUGAGCGUUUACAGUCAUGUCUCCGUUUUUGAGGAUUGCUUUCUCCAGUUUUGAGAUGGACCCAGGACUUGCCUAUCAUGAAGAAGUGCUCAAUCCAUACUGUGCUGUCUACAUGAAAGAGGCUGUGGAGACUGAAAAGGGUCAAGUGUACAAACAGAAGCGGCCCACCAUGUAUCCCCCGUGGAGCAGCACUUUUGACGCUCACGUCCACAAAGGACGAGUGAUGCAUGUGGUGGUCAAGGACAAAACAGCUGAGCUAAAGACGGAGGCUACAGUCCAGCUCGACACCCUCGCUUCACGUUGCAAGAAAGAGAACGGCAAACUGGAGAUAUGGGUGGAACUGAAGCCACAGGGUCGUUUACUGAUGGAAGCACGGUAUUUUCUGGAAAGAAGUGAUGCUGCAGGUCAUGGUGAAGGAGAUGGAGAGACUGAACGGGAAAAAGAAGGGGUGUUUGCCCUUCAUCACAGACGAGGAGCUAUUAAACAGGCUAAAGUUCAUGUGGUCAAAUGCCAUGAGUUUACAGCCACCUUUUUCCCUCAACCAACCUUCUGUUCAGUCUGCAAGGAGUUUGUCUGGGGCCUGAACAAACAGGGAUACCAGUGUCGACAAUGCAAUGCUGCCAUCCACAAAAAGUGUAUUGACAAAGUCAUAGCCAAAUGCACAGGUUCAGCCGUAAACAGCAAAGAAACCAUGAUCCACAAGGAACGCUUUAAGAUUGACAUGCCUCACAGGUUUAAAGUGUACAACUACAUGAGCCCUACGUUUUGUGAGCACUGUGGUACCUUAUUGUGGGGUCUUGCUCGACAGGGCCUUAAAUGUGAAGAGUGUGGCAUGAACGUUCACCAUAAAUGUCAGAAGAAAGUAGCAAACCUUUGUGGCGUCAACCAGAAGCUAAUGGCAGAGGCCCUGGCUAUGAUUGAGAGCACUCAACAGCAAGCUCGGAGCUCCCGGGAUACUGAGACUGUUGGUCGAGAGGGUCCGGUCAGCGCAGAUCAACCAGGGGUCAUUAGAGAGCCUUCAGGACGCUUAGCGAUUUCCCCCCUUACGCCUGCACCACCGCUACCACGCAAAGAGCAUCAAGGUAUUUCAUGGGACUCUCCAGCUGACGGACGCAGACCCAGUCUUGAAGAGCCUGAGCCCCUCUACGCCACCCCACGCAAAGAGCACCACAAAUUCACCAUAGACAGCUUCAUCCUGCAUAAGAUGCUGGGCAAAGGAAGCUUUGGAAAGGUUUUUCUGGCUGAGCUGAAAGGCUCAGGGCAGUUUUUUGCUGUGAAGGCAUUAAAGAAAGAUGUGGUUCUGAUGGACGAUGAUGUUGAAUGCACUAUGGUGGAGAGGAGAGUGUUAUCUCUAGCUUGGGAUCACCCCUUCCUCACACACCUCUACUGUACCUUCCAGACCAAGGAAAAUCUUUUCUUUGUGAUGGAGUACUUAAACGGAGGCGACUUAAUGUUCCACAUCCAGACCUGUCACAGAUUUGACCUCCCACGAUCCACGUUCUAUGCAGCAGAGAUCAUCUGUGGACUGCAGUUUCUACACUCUAAAGGCAUUGUGUACAGAGAUCUUAAGCUGGAUAACAUUUUGCUAGACACUGAUGGCCACAUCAAGAUUGCAGAUUUUGGCAUGUGCAAAGAGAACAUAAUUGGAGAAGCCAGAACAUGUACCUUCUGUGGAACACCAGACUACAUUGCCCCUGAGAUACUGCUUGGUCAGAAAUAUGGGACAUCUGUAGACUGGUGGUCAUUUGGCGUCCUACUUUACGAGAUGCUGAUUGGCCAGUCUCCAUUUCAUGGGCACGAUGAAGAAGAGCUGUUUCAGUCAAUUCGCACAGAUGACCCUUGUUACCCACGCUGGUUAACUAGAGAUGCACGAGACAUUCUUGUGAAGCUGUUUGUCCGGGAGCCAGAGCGAAGGCUGGGCGUGAAAGGGAAUAUACGGCAACAUCCCUUCUUUAGAGAAACAGACUGGAGCGCGCUGGAGGAACGACAGGUGGAGCCACCCUUCAAGCCCACUGUGAAAUCAGCAAAUGACUGCAGUAACUUCGAUAAGGAGUUCAUAAACGAGAAGCCUCGACUCUCCGUCACAGAUCGUAUGAUGAUCAAUAGCAUGGAUCAGAGCAUGUUCGAAAACUUCUCCUUUAUCAACCCUAUCAUGACUCGUCUCAAGAGCCCCUGAUUCUCCAACUAACAUUCAUAAAAGACAUUCGUGCAAACACUGUGAAUAGUCCAAAACAAAAAAAGCAAACACUCAUACUGUACCAUACUAAACAUUAUAUACCAGCCUAAUAACUGUUACCUCACUUCAUGGUAUAGGCAGUGAACAAAAUACCUAAAAUUAAAUGUAUACUGUUUGACUUUUUAUUUGGUGCCUCAGCAUUUUUAUACUAAAGAAAAAAAAUUAUAUUUGGUUAUUGUUAUUAAACAGGCCCGUAGCUAGUAUUUGUACCAUAUAUGAGCUCAUUUGUCCCAUAAUGUUGUCAUCAUAAGUUAUCAAAAUAACCCAUCGAAAAAAGUCUUUAAGGCCAUGCGGAAUCUGAUGCAAGUAAAGUCUAUUUUCACUGUAUUGUUGUUAUAGAGAAAACAUUGUAUAAGAAACUUUUAUUCUAAAUCUUAGUUUUGAACGACAAUGACCAAUAAAAGGUUGCGAAGCACCAAAAGUGACCCAUAUUAAAAUUUAUUAGGCUAUUGUUGUCAUCCAGAAAUUUUCAAAUAUAUUUUUUUACAAGAGAAGCUAGAAAAAUCAUGAAACUCUACAUUAUUAUUAUUAAUAUUAUUAUUAUUAUUCAAAAUGGCCAAAUUCUGCAACUGAGGGAAGUUGAAUGUGCUGGCCAUGUUUAUUAUUUGCCUAAUAAAUGACAAUAUAGGACACAGUUUUAAUUUUAAAACUUCAACAGAUAGCAAUUUUUUCUCCUAGUGAUAUAUCAUAAAGUAGCCUAAAAAUAAGUAACCUCUUCAUAUUUCUUUAUUCUAAAUUUUUAGAAAAUGUUUUUGGCAACUUAAAAGGUGUGACCAUCUGCCAAGUUAAUUCAGCAAAAAAUGUGCUUAAAAUCUCACUAAAAUGCAGUAGUAAAUCUCAUAAUUAAUUAGAAAACAUGUUCAAUAACUGUACAAAGGUUCACUUUAACCUUAAAGUAGAAAAACCUUAAGUAGCUUAGCCAGGUGUUUUUACCCAUAUGAAAAAAAAAGAAUUUGUCACACAACCUACUGUAGUUCUGUCACAAAUUCUACAGUGAUCAAUCAGUCACAAAAAUAUUUAUUCCCCUGCCUUUUUACUAGAACAAAACAUUGGUUUGCUUUUUACAGAGACCUGGAAUAGACAUGGUGGGGAAGAAAAUUGGUGGAAGAAAAAAAAACUGGGAAGAUGUUUUGCAUUAUCUCCCAAAGAUGUAUUGUCCACAAACACUUGAUAUUUAUUUCAUACAGGUGAACCCUCCCGUUUGUUUUUUUUUUUUCAUAUUAAUUUCAACGCGCUCUUAAGAUUAAAAAUGUUGGAGAAAUAUGGGAAAAUACUUAAUGUUAGAAUGUGCAUUUUUGGGAUAGAAUGGUAAAAUACGAUUGAAUCCCGACAAAAACCUGAUGGUUGACAUGUAUGAAGUGAUUCAAGUGAACAGGAAGUGUUUGUGGAAGAACAGUUUUGCAAAACGUCUUUGCAGGGGAAUGCUAAAACUUAAAAAAAUAUAUCUUCCCAUCACUCUUUUUUUCUUUUCUCCCAUACAUAUUUAUUUCUUCCACCCAUUUUUUCCACUUUUUAAUUGUUACUUCAACAAAAACCAACUAAAAAAGUAAAAAUGUAGUAAUGUCGGUUGUUGAUUAGCAUUAGGGUAGUGUAGCAAAGUCAUAGUUAAUCUUUUGUUAACAUGGUUGUAAAAACACAGUUAAUUAAAAUUUUGGGGCAUUGUCUAACCGUGUCAGAAUGAAUCAAGAUUCUGUAAUGGUACUUACGUUGCUUUAAUGCACAUUUGUGUUUAAUUAAAGUUAAUAAAUUUGGGGGGUGUAUGGGGGAGUUGGAUACUAAGUUCCAGAAAUGUGCCAACACAGAAAAAAUAGACUCAUUCAAAUGUGAAAUGUCAAUAGGCAUCAUUGAAACACUCCUCGGCCAAUCGGAUCAAAGAUCUAGAACUAAAGGCAUGGCCGCAUUUACAGUUGCCAGGCAAAAAUCAAGCUGUUUUAACAAAAUCCGCUGUAUAUGUAUACAACAAUGGUGAUUAAUGUGAUAAAGCUUCAAAUGCAUCUCAGAUUGUGAUGGUUUGUAUUUGUUUGAGCAGGUAUUUAUCAACGUAGGCUUCACAGGAAAUUAUUUUUUAGACUCAGUUUGUUAAUUAAUGUGCUGUUGUCCAUAUGUUGAAUAAUGAUUGUUCUUAUUAUGUGUUCCACAAUACUGAUUUUUGUUAUGUGCUUAUGUAUGAAUUCUUGAAAAAUAAUGUGUAGAAAAACUGAAUUUAUUUAGACUGGUUAUAAAUUGUCAUCUGUAUAGUCAGCAUUAUGAUUAAUUAUUGCUUAUACAGUAUUUGAUUCAUUUUCAUUAUGUGUAUGGUCAUUUUACAGUGCAUGAACAAUUCAAACCUCAUUUUUGAAUAAAUUAAAUUGUGCUACAAC
Molecule: messenger RNA, 4900 nt
Organism: Danio rerio (zebrafish)
Lineage: Eukaryota; Metazoa; Chordata; Actinopteri; Cypriniformes; Danionidae
Source: RefSeq, a predicted model, not a curated record